This is a messenger RNA of Clonostachys rhizophaga, 2058 nucleotides long. NCBI's taxonomy places the organism in Eukaryota, Fungi, Ascomycota, Sordariomycetes, Hypocreales, Bionectriaceae. The record is from the annotation of a GenBank genome assembly.
AUGGGUUUCGGCGAGAUUGAUCAGAAGGCAAUCAACUCCAUCCGCGUUCUGGCGGUGGAUGCCACCUUUGCCAGCAACUCUGGACACCCUGGUGCUCCCAUGGGCAUGGCGCCGGUCGCUCACGUCCUGUUCAACAACUUCAUGAAGUUCAACCCCAAGAACCCCGACUGGUUGAACCGUGAUCGUUUCGUUCUCUCUAACGGCCACGGCUGCAUGCUUCAAUAUGCUCUCCUUCACCUGUUCGGCUACGCCCUCUCCAUUGACGACCUCAAGGCCUUCCGAACAGUCGACAGCAUCACCCCCGGCCACCCCGAGGCUCACGAUACCCCAGGUAUUGAGGUGACCACUGGUCCUCUGGGACAGGGUAUUUGCAAUGCCGUCGGUCUUGCCAUGGCCCAGGCUCACACUGCCGCCACCUUCAACAAGCCCGGAUUCACCAUCUCUGACAACUACACCUACUGCUUCCUCGGCGAUGGUUGCUUGAUGGAGGGUGUCUCUAGUGAGGCCUCCUCUCUCGCUGGUCACCUCCAGCUGGGCAACCUGAUUGCCAUCUACGACGACAACCAUAUUUCUAUUGACGGAGAUACCAACGUCGCCUUCACUGAGGACGUUGUCAAGCGUUAUGAAUCCUACGGCUGGGAGGUUCUCGUCGUUGACGAUGGUGACAACGACCUCAACUCCAUUGAGGCUGCCAUCAAGAAGGCCCAGCAGUCCAAGGACAAGCCUACCAUCAUCAAGCUCCGAACCACCAUUGGUUACGGAUCUCUAAACCAGGGCACCCACGGUGUCCACGGUUCUCCCCUUAAGGCUGACGAUAUCAAGCAGCUCAAGCAAAAGUUCGGCUUCAACCCCGACGAGAGCUUCGCUGUUCCCCAGGAGGUCUACGACUUCUACGGCAAGCACUCCUCCGCCGGUGCUGCCGCUGAGGAAGAGUGGAACAAGCUCCUCGCUCAGUACGCCGAGAAGUUCCCUAAGGAGCAUGCCGACCUCAUUCGCCGCCAGACUGGUGACCUCCCCGAGGGCUGGGAGAAGGCCCUCCCAGUCUACACUCCUGCUGACCCCGCCAUCGCUUCCCGCAAGCUCUCCGAGACUGUUCUGUCCAAAGUCGAGAGCGUCAUUCCCGAGCUGUUCGGUGGUUCCGCUGACUUGACUGGCUCUAACCUUACCCGCUGGAAGGAGGCUGUUGACUUCCAGGCCCCCUCCACCGGCCUCGGUGACUACGCUGGUCGCUAUGUCCGCUACGGUGUCCGUGAGCACGCCAUGGGUGCCAUCAUGAACGGUCUUGCCGCUUACGGUACCGUUCUGCCAUACUCCGGCACUUUCCUCAACUUCGUCUCCUACGCUGCCGGUGCCGUCCGUCUGUCUGCCCUUUCCCGGGUCCGCACUAUCUGGGUCGCAACCCACGACUCCAUUGGUCUUGGUGAGGACGGCCCUACUCACCAGCCUAUUGAGACUCUGGCUCACUUCCGUGCCCUCCCCAACAACAUGGUCUGGCGCCCUGCCGACGGUAACGAGACUAGCGCUGCCUACUACGUUGCCCUGACCUCCAAGCACACCCCCAGCAUCAUUGCUCUGUCUCGCCAGAACCUUCCUCAGCUCGAGGGCUCUACCCUCGAGAAGGCCAUCAAGGGUGGUUACGUUCUGCAGGAGGUUGAGGGUGCUCAGAUCACUCUCAUCUCCACUGGUUCCGAGGUUGGUAUCACCGUUGACGCUGCCAAGUACCUCUUGGACAAUCACAGCAUCAAGGCCCGUAUUGUCUCCAUCCCCUCAUUUGAGGUCUUCGACUCCCAGUCUAAGGAGUACCGCCUCUCCGUCCUCCCCGAUGGCAUUCCUUCCCUCUCCAUUGAGGUCAUGACCACCUUGGGCUGGGAGCGAUACAGCCACGAGCAGUUCGGUAUCAACCGCUUCGGUGCUUCCGGUGCCUACAAGGACGUCUACAAGAAAUUCGAGUUCACCCCUGAGGGUAUCAGCAAGCGCGCCGUCGCUACCAUCAACUUCUGGAAGGAUGUUCCCAAUAUCCGCUCCCCUAUCAACCGUGCUUUUGAACAGCUGAUCUAA